Molecule: messenger RNA, 372 nt
Organism: Arabis nemorensis
Lineage: Eukaryota; Viridiplantae; Streptophyta; Magnoliopsida; Brassicales; Brassicaceae
Source: the annotation of a GenBank genome assembly
AUGAGUCGAAGGAGUCCAAAGCUCGAGCUGAAGCUGAAUCUUUCGCCGCCUACGACAAGCCAGGGAAGGAUGGUUCGAUCUCCAAGCCGGUCUGCAACGACUUCACCAAUCUCACCAAUAAGCUCGUGCGUUUCGUCGGAGAUGAACCAAGACGAGCCAUCUGUGAGAUACUCAACAAGUCCAGAGACAACCUCGAUGGUUCUUGUCGGAUGUCCUCGUUGUCUCAUGUACGUUAUGCUCUCAGAAGACGACCCUAAAUGUCCAAAAUGCAAAAGCACCGUACUUCUUGAUUUCAACCAUGAAAACGCUUCAAACGCAAACGCAAACGCUCCACCCGCAGCUUCCUCUGGUCGCAAGACUCGAAGGAACUGA